AUGCCUGCUUUUUUGUCGGAGCCACCAGAAGAUGCUGCUGAUGAUGAUGCUAUGAGAUUCUACGAGGUUCCGGACAUGGACAUUGAUAAAUAUGAUUGGCUUCUUCUAUAUGCCGAGUUUGCACUUUUCCAUGUUUGCGAAAAGGCUGGAUCUCAUUCUUUCCUGCCAAAGGAGAUUGAGAUGAAGAAGGUACUUGUGGAAACCCUAGAAACUCAUGUCGAGCCGUCUCUGAAGCUCAAGUCUAUGAAUGCUAUCUUCCACAUCAGCUUCAGGACCAACAGUUACGACCCCACUUUUGUAGUAAGGAGAACUACUGAUCGGGUUCCAGGACAUAUGUUCCUCGAAGUCGAUUGCCGCAAAGAAACGGGACGUUGCUUCUCUCGACAAGUUGAGGAUCAAUAG
This is a messenger RNA of Camelina sativa (false flax), 402 nucleotides long. NCBI's taxonomy places the organism in Eukaryota, Viridiplantae, Streptophyta, Magnoliopsida, Brassicales, Brassicaceae. The record is from RefSeq and is a predicted model, not a curated record.